Messenger RNA from Microthlaspi erraticum, 1308 nucleotides. Lineage: Eukaryota; Viridiplantae; Streptophyta; Magnoliopsida; Brassicales; Brassicaceae. The record is from the annotation of a GenBank genome assembly.
AUGAUUAGAGAUGAUAAUCUUUGUUCAUUUCGGUUCGAUCUCCAAGAAGUCCGCAACGACAAAAAUGAUGAAAAGGAUUUGAUGGAUCCAUCUAUGAAGCAAAUAAGUAUACCUAAUAAUCAAGACAAGGUGUAUAAAGUCUACCACUGCGAUGGCUUAUUGUUAUGCGUCACGAGACUCACGACUGACGAAGACUACAAGGACAGGUUCUUGGUAUGGAAUCCGUAUUUGGGGCAAACCAGAUGGAUCCGACUCAGAAACGAAAUCCAUAUUUGUGACGCUUAUGCUCUCGGAUACGGAUACGACGACAACAACAACCGUAACCACAAAAUCUUGAUGUUUUUUUCUGACAGCCAUAACAAGAAUGCAAGUGCUGAAGUGUACGAUUUUAUCUCUGAUUCGUGGAGGGUUAUUGAUGUCAAUGUCGACAUGGGUGAACUGCGUGACUUGCGGAAUUUUGAUUGUGGUGUGUCUUUGAAGGAAAAUGCAUACCUUUUAGCUAUAAAAGAUACAACAACGGAAACAGGAGAAUAUUGUGGGGAAGAUUAUUUGGUUUGUUUUGAUUUCACUACAGAGAGAUUCGGACCGAGUCUGCCUCUCCCAUUUCAGCCCUACAGUAGUUAUUGGCUCGAAUCUGAGAUUAUAUAUUGGGUUAGAGAUGAGAAGCUCGCUGUGUUCAAUAUCCUCCACGAAAAAUUCCCUGGAGAAGAGGUCUGCGUGUACGAGUGGCCCGACGUAAAUGAGAUUUGGAUAUCGACUAAGAUUGACACCGAUGCGAUAUCAUGGAGCCUUUUCUUGAGGCUCGAUUUGAGUUAUUUUGAUGAUUUCGGCCUUCGUGGGUUUUUCAUUGACGAGGAGAAGAAAGUCGCUGUGUUUCUUGGUCUAUAUAGAUUAGACGAGACCGAGACCGAGACCAUUGGCUACCGAAUGGCUAAAAUAGUUGGAGAAGAUGGAUACUUGAGAUCUUUCAAGAUGGAAGAAGUUUCGAAUGAUAGGUGGGAGUCGUGGGACAAGUUUGUGUGCUCUUCUUAUGUUCCAAGUUUAGUGCAACUGCAAAUCAACCAACCGGACGAAAGGAAUGAAAUAAACAAUUCAGACGAAACGAAAGAGCAAACCAACCAACCUGACGAAAGCAAACAGCAGAUCAACCAACGGGACGAAAGCAAAGAAAAAAUCAACCAACGGGUUAAAAGGAAAGAAAGAGAGGAUCAUCACUCUGUUCCAUUUCCAAUACUUUUCUUGUUCCUUGCACUAUUUAUCUCUUCCUUUGGUUUCUUUUAUUCUCUUUUCGGUGCAUCUCUUAAUUAA